ACCGAAACGGCGGGGUUUCCGAGCCAAUUUCUGUGGAUUGUUUAUCUCGAGAAGUUUAUUCCAUUCCAUCUCCAUGAGACAUUUUCCAAUCUGGCCUUUAAUUUUUCCAAGUUACAAUGUUUCAUCACCCAAAAAAUAUUUUAAGGCAAAAUUCUAGCCUUUCAGAUUUUAUAUAUAGGUACUAAAUUGUUGUUUUCUAACAAUCUACCUAUCCUAAUAGAUUUUGAUUUAAACAGAUUGGGAUAAAUUGAAUUGAUGGAUUGGAUUAAGAUUAUCACCUAACUAAGUACACUUAGACCCAAUUAGAGGGACAAGUAGGUAGUCUCAAGGUAAGUGUUUUGAAAAUUGGUAUAGGAACAAGUUCCUCUGGGAUGCAUAAAGUGCACGUCAUUUGAAGGAAGGUCAAUGACGACACGUCCGUGUGAAGGCAUUUUCUCUAACCGUUCAUUCGUAAAAAGAUCCCAGAGUUAAGAUGCGUUGCAUCUCCUACAAUGAACUAGAUUCCUCGCGACAUAAUUGUCUGAGUAUCGAUUCCCAAAUUAUCAAAGUUGAGGUAUGCAAACGGUCCUUGAUAGUCUGUCAUAAACCAAUCGGCUCCAAUACCUCGAAUUGUCGGAAGAUAGUUUCCCAUGAAGACAUACAUAACUUGAACGCAUCAACAACACACUCCCAUCCCCUGUUUCACCUCCUUACAAGCCAAGCAAUCUACCCUUCUGCCCUCCUACAAUAACAAAUUCCAUCGCUCAGAACCAAUUAAGGACGCCGGUUCUGUGUAUAAUUAAUUAAUUAUGCCUUCUGACCACAUGAUUUGCUGUAUAGAAGAGAAGUAUUCCAACACGUAAUAAUGUUUCCCAAACUUUCCCCACGCAUAUAAUAACAUCAUCACCAUCCCCUGAAUCUCCAUUAUUCUCCAAAACACCAAAAAAAUGUCAUCCACCUUGAGACCAAGAUCCACAUCCUCCUCCUCCUCCGCCAACAAGCAACGGCAGCAAGAUGAACCCACAACCGCCGCUCUGAUCCCGCCGGAACCCACGGCCGGACAGCAGCAACAAACACUUUCCCAAAGAGCCAUCUCCCAGACCCUAACCACGACGGCAAACCUCGCCAACCUCCUCCCCACGGGAACCCUCCUCGCGUUCCAGCUCCUCACCCCGACCUUCACCAACGGCGCCUCCUGCGACGCCGCCACGCGUCCCCUGACCCUCCUCCUCCUCGCCCUCCUCGCCGCCUCCUGCUUCCUCGCCUCCUUCACCGACUCCGUCGCCGUCGAGGCAGGGGAAGAGCAGAGGAAGAAGGCCGUGUACUACGGGCUCGCCACGUGGGAAGGGAUUUUCCUGUUCGACUGCCCCGACCCGGUGGGUUGCGGGCUGACCGAGGGGGUGAUGGCCCGGUACCGGAUCCGGUUCGUCGACUGGGUCCACGCGGUUCUGUCCGGUUUGGUCUUCGUCUCGGUGGCGAUGCGGGAUCGGAACGUGGUGGGGUGUUUGUACCCGGUUCCCGGGGAUGAGGUGAGGGAGGUUCUGGGUAUUGUUCCGGUUGGGAUCGGGGUGAUCUGUAGCUUGUUGUUCGUCGUUUUCCCCACGCGGCGGCAUGGGAUUGGCUACCCCGUCACCGCCGCCGCGGCGGCGUCUCUCAGCUGAGAUGGGUGGCCGGAGUAUUUUAUAAUGCAUUAACUGAAUUCUACUGAUUGCUUGUAUUAACUGAAUACAUUAUAUUGAAUCUCAAUGGCCAAACGAACCCAUUCUUAAGUUGAUUGAAUUUUUAGUUCCAAGUUAGAUGGUGGUUGGGUGACUUGCAGAGAUUGGUGUUCAUUUGGUUCAUUAAAAGAGAAAAUGAAAAGAAUGCUGAACUUGCAAGAAGGUUCCUUCGGGUAAUUAUAUGCAUCUUCAUGAUAGUUUGGAUAAGGUUAUUUAGGUGAGUUAUUUCAGACCAAAAUAAUUUACAAUGAGUUAUUUAGACCGAAAUAACUUGUUUAGUUUCACAAAAGUGGAUCGAGUUAUUUGUAUUCCGAGUUAAUUAUAAUUUAACGAGCAUCAUGCAGUAUCUGAAAUACCACCACCCUAUGUUAUUUAUAAAUAACGAGUUCCAGCCGUACUCAAUUACUUUUUCGUCCAUGACUUUUGCUCAUCCUCUUUCCUCCAGUCGAUUCAUGCAUACUGGUCAAACGUAGAAAAGAUUAGUUGCCGGUGGAUUGAAACCAAGAAGAUGGCCUGAGAUUGAUUGGUUCUCGUUUUCUGUAUGGGUUGGCAACAUUGGUAAAUUAGCAAGAAUAAAAUGACAGAUUGGCGAGCUUCGUCAAAUUGAGGACGCGUUGUAAGGAUAAUAGUAUUUCAUUCUCUUUUACUAUGACAAGUUAAUAAAUAUAACUCUUUACCAUAUUUUUAACUUUUGCAAAGAUACUCUUUUGUCAAAAUUUCUGUCAAAUAAUCAUUAAGAGCACUGAGAAAUAACUAAUUUAUCCUCACUCAACAUAUAAUUAUUUUCAAAAACCAAAAACAAAAAUAAGAGUUAUUUAAUUAUUCUUCUUCCUUUUCUCCUUCAUGAUUGAGAAUAAACACCGCUCUGGCAGAAUCAACCUCUCCUCCGUCAUUGGAGUAAGGUCGAGUGUCCCUGUGGGCUUUAUGUUGCGGUAGAUAAAUGAUGUUCAUCAGUAACUUUUGUGUUUUUUUAUUACUUCAAGCACGCACAAUUGCGAUGGAGACCAUGCCUAAUGGAGGAGGUUUCUUGAUGGUUGCGUAGAGUUGAGAGAUUUUGGAGAAAUUGGAAAAAAUGAAAAUAGAUAAAUUCUGAAAAUUUAACAUACAAACAAUUUUAAUUUAGUAAAUAACAAGGGAGUGCAAAUUACAUAUUUCCCUUCGUACUAACGGUGAUUUAAGAGAGAAUUUCUUGAAAGGGUAGAGUUUUAUUUUUUUCAUAAUUGACGGGCAUGAAAGUGAAAAAAAAAUGAUACAAGGGUACAUUUGUUGAGUAAAAAAUGAAAUUAACCCUAAUAUGUAUUCAUUAAUGGGUCACCCUUAUUCAAAGGCCCAAAGUAGCAUAAAUUGGAAUAUGGGCUCGGAUCUUGCUAUCUCCUAGGUGGGUUGCCCCUUAUUCCUUGAGACGAAGUCCACGAGCAAACCCACCAACUCGAAAUCCGUUCUGUUUUCAUUACGGAAGAGAGAGAAAGGACGAGAGCGAAAAAUCCUCUCAGUGCGAUCAUUACUGAGUAGAGGAAGAGAGAGAAAACGCGAGAGCGAGAGAUCGGAAGAACGACGAAGAGAACAACGGUUCUGCGUGAAUGGGAUGGAACAGAAUCAGUAGCAAGCCCCAACAGCAGCGGCUCAGCCUCCUCCGUCGUUUUCCUGCAACUGCAACGAUUGCGGAAGAAGAUUUCAGAACCUCAAUGGCGUGCAGGCGCACAUCAAGGAUUUUCCUUUAACCUCAAGGAGGGCUGUGGCAGGUGUGAUUAGGGUUCGAGACCCGCAGACAGCUUGAGAACCACAAGAAAGAGACUCGUCAUUAGGGUGAGGCUGGUACUAGCUAGGGUUCAUUUUUUUUUUGCCUGGGUUGAGUUUAAUCUUCUCGUUGAUUUUUGUUCUUCUGUCUUCUUCGUCUGGUUCAGAUGGAUGCAGCCUUUCCUUUCAUCGACUCUCUAGCCUCACCCUAACGAUAAACAAGUGUUUGGCUUGUGGUUUUGCAGCUGCUUGCGGGUCUUGAAAUAUGAGUCACAUAUGACACAACCCUCCUUGAGUUUAAAGUGGAUAGUCUUGAUGUGCGCAUCAACGACAUUAAGAGUAGUAAACCUUUUGCCAAAAUCGUUGCAGAAAAUAACUUAUGGAGGACAAAUCGUUGUUGCUGAGGCUUGCUGCUCAUUGUUUUGUUCCAUCCUAUCAAUAAGAACCAUUCUGAUCUUCCUUCUUCUUUUUUUUUUUUUUUUGCAUUCCGAGACAUGACGGUAAAGAUUUCUAGUAGUAAAAAGACACAACAGAUUUCUUUCCCUUGAUCUCUCGCUCUCGCCUUUUAUCUCUCUUCAUCUUCUUUGUUUUGACUUUUGAUUGCACUCAGACGCAUCAGUAAGAAUUUUCGUUAGUAUAAGACGCACACGAUUUCGGGUGGGGGCUUUGGGUUUGCUUGUGGGCUCCCAAUUAAUAGGGGCCGACCCACCUAAGAGAUAGAAAAUCUCAGGCCAUAUUUCGAUUUAUACUCCAAUAGGUACUUUGGGUCUUAAAGUCCCUUCUAAUCUUACGAAUACAAAUUAUCAUAUGCAAAAAUGAAUUUUGAUAGGAUCCUAAGAGAAUUUGAGUCUAAAUCUAUAGAUUCUAAAUAAUCAAAAUUUUGAACUUUUUGGAUCUUUUAUAAAGAUUUUAAAAUAUU
Molecule: messenger RNA, 4353 nt
Organism: Linum trigynum
Lineage: Eukaryota; Viridiplantae; Streptophyta; Magnoliopsida; Malpighiales; Linaceae
Source: the annotation of a GenBank genome assembly